GAAAUAUCAAGCCUCAUAAUUUUUCCCUCCUUAUGUAGAAACAAUGACCUUGAGCGAUUUUUCUGGAAUUAAGCUGAAUACCAUCUCACUUAAAACUAUCAGUAAAAUAAAGAAGCAGAGCUACCUCAAAGACUGAGUGAAAGCUAACAGCAACCUUGAGCCUAUGAAAGGAGGUCUGGGACGGUCAACCUGAUCUACAUGAUUGAGUCAAAUAUGGAAAGAAAACCAGAGCAGGGAGAAGAAAUGGCUGGUUCUAAGGAGCGGUUGUCAUUCAGAGAUGUGGCCAUUGAUUUCUCUGCAGAGGAGUGUGAAUGCCUGGACCGUGCUCAGUGGGAUUUGUACAGUGAUGUGAUGUUAGAGAAUUACAGCAACCUUGUCUCUCUGGGUCUUGCUCUCUCUAAGCCAUAUCUGGUCACAUUUCUGGAACAAAGACAACAGUCUUGGGAUGGGAAACAACAAGCAACCGUGGCUACAUACCCAGGAACAAAGCCCUUUAAAUGUAAAGAAUGUAACAAGGCCUUUGUUCGGAAUUCACUCCUUAUUCAACACCAGAGAGUUCAUACAGGAGAGAAACCCUACAAAUGUGAACAGUGUGGCAAAGCUUUUAGCUGUUCUUCAAGCCUUACCCCACAUCAGAGAAUUCACACUGGAGAGAAACCCUACAAGUGUGAACAAUGUGGCCAGGCCUUUAACUGUUCUUCUCACCUGUAUAAGCAUCAGAGAAUCCACACUGGCGAGAAACCCUAUAAAUGCACAGACUGUGGCAAAGCUUUUAACUGGUCUUCAAGCCUUACCCAGCAUCAAAGAAUUCACACUGGAGAGAAGCCCUACAAAUGUGAAGAAUGUGGCUUGUCCUUUAACUGCUCGUCUCACCUGUAUAGGCACCAGAGAAUUCACACGGGCGAAAAACUUUACAAAUGCAAAGAGUGUGGCAAGGCCUUUAACUGUUCUUCAUACCUUAAUUAUCAUCAGAUACUCCAUACCGGAGAGAAACCCUACAAAUGUAGAGACUGUGGCAAAGCCUUUACCAUGGUCUCCUACCUUACUCGCCACCAGAGAAUUCAUACUGGUGAAAAACCCUAUAAAUGUAAAGAAUGUGACAAAGCGUUUAGUAAUUGUUCUGCCCUAAUUCAACACCAAAGAAUUCAUACUGGAGAGAAACCCUACAAAUGCAGAGACUGUGGCAAAGCCUUUAAUAAUAGUUCAAGCCUUACUCAUCACCAAAGAAUUCACACUGGAGAAAAACCUUACAAGUGCAAAGAGUGUGGCAAGGCCUUUAACUCUUCUUCACACCUUAAUUAUCAUCACAGAAUUCAUACCGGAGAGAAACCCUAUAGAUGUGAGGAAUGUAGCAAAGCCUUUAAUAAUUUUUCAGCCCUUAUUCAACACCAAAGAAUCCAUACUGGAGAGAAACCUUACAAGUGUGAGAAAUGUAGCAAAGCCUUUAAUAAUUGCUCAGCUCUUAGUCAACACCAAAGAAUUCAUACUGGAGAGAAACCCUACAAGUGUGAAGAAUGUGGACAGGGCUUUAACUGUUCUUCAAACCUUAAACAGCACCAAAGAAUUCAUACGAGAGAAAGACUCUACAACGGUGAAGAUUCUGGCAAAGCCUUUAAUAAUCAUGACACCCUUCCUCAAUACCAUAGAAUCCAUACAUACUGAAGAGUAACCCUAUAAUGCAGAGAUGGAGGCAAAGUAUUUAACAGUUCUUUUACACUUCUGCAACAUCAAAAUUUUAUACAUCAGAAACCCUACAAAUUAAAAUAUGUGUCAUAUCUUUUAUUCAUGCCAUAAUCAAUGACCAGGGAUUUUGUAUUAGUAAGAAACCUUGCAAAUAGAAAUAAUAUUGCAUGGCCUUUAACUGAAGCUGGAUCUUCAUUAACCAUCAGUGAAUUCAUAUUAAACAGAAACUUUAUACAUGUAAUGACUGGGAGGAAUGUACUCUCAUAUUUGUACCUCAGAAAAGCAAAGUAUUUAUACUACAAAACACAUAAAUAAAAAAUAUAAACAAGCCUUUCUGUACACCUCAGAUCUUACUGAAUAUAAGGAAAUUAUUAUGAGACAAAUCCAGUGAAUAUAUGGAAUGGCACAAAAACUUGAGGGCUUGGUUAUAAUUUAAAGGCCAUCAUUAUUUGAUAUAAAGAAA
Rattus rattus (black rat) is the source of this 2146-nucleotide messenger RNA. RefSeq names its product zinc finger protein 420-like. The transcript is spliced from 4 exons. Bases 199 to 1662 code for a protein of 487 amino acids. Gene Ontology annotation, biological process: central nervous system development; regulation of transcription by RNA polymerase II. Gene Ontology annotation, cellular component: nucleus. The record is from RefSeq and is a predicted model, not a curated record. NCBI's taxonomy places the organism in Eukaryota, Metazoa, Chordata, Mammalia, Rodentia, Muridae. Gene Ontology annotation, molecular function: DNA-binding transcription activator activity, RNA polymerase II-specific; RNA polymerase II cis-regulatory region sequence-specific DNA binding.